This is a messenger RNA of Geodia barretti, 678 nucleotides long. The record is from the annotation of a GenBank genome assembly. NCBI's taxonomy places the organism in Eukaryota, Metazoa, Porifera, Demospongiae, Tetractinellida, Geodiidae.
AUGCAACUGUUGGCCGAGGGCGCGAAAUCGCUGGGGAUCCAACUGUCGAAGGGACAGCUGGACCAGUUUGAGCUGUACUACCGCGAACUGGCUGAGUGGAAUGGGAGAAGCAACCUGACCUCAUUGAUCGGCUACGAGGAGGUGCAGGUCCGGCAUUUCCUGGAUUCCCUUACCGUCUGCCUGCCGUACGGCGGUCAGGCAGGCCUCGGGGUCUGCGCUCUCCCUGGUGUAAACCGGGUGGUGGACAUCGGCGCCGGCGCCGGUUUUCCGGGUUUGCCUCUGAAGCUCGCCUUCCCCUCCGUUGAGCUGCACCUCAUAGAGUCGGUUGGCAAGAAGACGGCGUUUCUGGAUCACUUGGUUGGCUCGCUGGGGCUGGCGGGCGUCAACAUCCACACCGGCCGGGCCGAAGCGCUGGCGCGCCUGCCGGAGCUGAGGGAGUCAUUCGACCUGGGCGCUGUGGGAGGCCAUACGGUCGCCCACAAGCACGGUGGGCUGGAUGCCGAACUGACGGAGGCAGAGUUCGCUCUCUCGGAGCUUGGGGGACGAACAACUGGUGUAUUCCCAGUCACUCUGGAGGGGUUGACCGACGACCGGGUGGUAGUGCAAUUCGAAAAAGCCGCUCCAACACCAGAACGCUACCCCAGGCGUGUCGGGAUCCCCGCGAAACGGCCCCUCUGA